AUGAAUGCAAAAGCCUCUUUUUCCUUUGAUGCUUUUAUGAAGCUCGCGUUUUGUCUGGAAGGUCGAGACAAAUUAUCAAAGAUAUUGCAAUAUGGCAGUCGAGGACUGGCAUUUUAUAUCCUCUCGGCUGACCCAAAGAGUGAUGUUGGACAACGACUUCAUGCUCUCUAUAAGAUCAUGCAACAGUCUAGGAAGGCUUUUCGAUUAGGAAAAAGUCUGGUGUACUAUAAGAAGCUACAAAUGCUGUCCAAUAAUAAGAAUCUGACCGAGGGACAGCGAUAUCUGCACUUUGUCCAGAACGUGGCUAUGCUGGGCUAUUUUAUCACGGACAAUAUAGCGUUUGCCACCAAGGCCAAGGUCUUACGCUUUGAUGCUGAUAAACUAGUGUCUCGUGGUGGCAUGAUGUGGUUUUGUGCCAACCUAGCGGGUUUCUUCAAUGCCAUGGACAACCUGAAUGCCGAUGUGGAAAAAGAAAAGUGUGUUCGGACCAUUUUGGCUUCGGAAGAGGAUAUUAUGCGCGUGGAGACGUUACAACACCAGCUGGAAACAUUGAGAAGUGAUCGCUGCAAGAAGCUGCUUGCAGUGCUCAAGGUGACAUGUGACCUCAUCGUGUCAUCCAACACGAGCGGAGUGAGGCUGUCGGAGCGAAUUACUGGCACCAAGCUGCAUGACGGUGUAAUUGGUCUGGUCGGUUGCAUGUCGGCAGCAGUCGUGCUGUACAACACGUGGCCUGACGCACCGAAAGAGACGGUGCGCAAGAACGAUACCAAGGCACAGACAAAGACUGAAGCCAAGUCUGAAGCCAAAGAUGAGACAAACUAA
Peronospora belbahrii is the source of this 822-nucleotide messenger RNA. Lineage: Eukaryota; Oomycota; Peronosporomycetes; Peronosporales; Peronosporaceae. The record is from the annotation of a GenBank genome assembly.